AAGAGCGAGGCGAUGCUGUAAAAAGGGGGCACACCUCUCCUGCCAGCCGGUUCCACCUGCACCCGCACCCCCGGGCAGGUCCCCGAGACCCCCAUGCUCCAUCCCUGGCGCUCCGGGUCCCUAACCAGGCCUCUCCCCCCGCAGAUGUCCGACCGGGUGGUGCUGGUGGCGGCCGAGCUGAACCUCACCACGGCCAUGCUGGAGCUCCCCGCCGCCCCCAGCUUCGCCGAGGUGCGCCGGCGGCCCCUGGACUUCUUCACGCAGGCCCGGGAGGACGUGCGGAGCUGUGUGAGUGUGGAUCCCUCGCACCAGCCCUCGGGCAGGCUGAGGCACUGGCUGCACAAGCUGCAGGCGGCCCUGCGAGCAGUAAGUCGGGUGCCGGGCUCUGGGGUGGGCGCUGCCGGCCGCGGCGCCACCGCGGAGCUGAGCCGGGCUCUCUCCCCGCCGCAGGACAGCGCCGAGGACACGGCGUGCCUCAGGGCCACCACCAUCCUGCACGUCCUGCGAGUGCUGGACAACCUGCGCUGCGCCGCCCUCCAGGACAAGUGCUGA
Prinia subflava (tawny-flanked prinia) is the source of this 552-nucleotide messenger RNA. Its product is annotated as interferon lambda-3-like. Lineage: Eukaryota; Metazoa; Chordata; Aves; Passeriformes; Cisticolidae. Gene Ontology annotation, molecular function: cytokine activity. Gene Ontology annotation, biological process: cell surface receptor signaling pathway via JAK-STAT; innate immune response; defense response to virus. The coding region runs from base 94 to 552 and encodes 152 amino acids. The record is from RefSeq and is a predicted model, not a curated record. The transcript is spliced from 2 exons.